This is a messenger RNA of Elephantulus edwardii (Cape elephant shrew), 2391 nucleotides long. It is a transcript of the gene DNAI4, whose product is annotated as WD repeat domain 78. Gene Ontology annotation, biological process: cilium movement. The coding region runs from base 1 to 2391 and encodes 796 amino acids. Gene Ontology annotation, cellular component: axonemal dynein complex. The record is from RefSeq and is a predicted model, not a curated record. NCBI's taxonomy places the organism in Eukaryota, Metazoa, Chordata, Mammalia, Macroscelidea, Macroscelididae. The transcript has 18 exons. Gene Ontology annotation, molecular function: dynein heavy chain binding; dynein light chain binding.
AUGACGCCCGGCAAACAUUCGGGUGGCACCGGGUCGCAGCAGCAGUCCGGAAAGGACCUCUCCCAGUCAGUCGCCACAAUGCCCAUCACUCCGUCAGCCAGCAACAAAAGGGAAAAUGCCAAGGUGAAUAAUAGUAGUGGUAAAAUAAGGGAAUUAGUGAUAAUGGUGUUUGAUAUAAAUGGAGUUGAUGUUACUCCCCAACCUCUUUACCAUCCAGAUCCCAAUACUAGUACAGCAAAACCGAGUAAACUACUAACACCACAAGAUGGGUCACUUGGAUCAGCCUAUGCAUCUUCUUAUAGCUUUUAUCAUAAUACUUUAAAUCCUAGUUUAUUUGGACAAUUUACCAGGUCAGCUGUGGGAAGCAGUACUAUUUCUAAGUCAAGCAUAUCAACAAUCGAAUCAAUAGCAGAAGAUCUGGAUGAACCAUCCUAUAAAAGAGAGAGAUUGUCUAGCUUUACAGAUUUACGAGUUGUGAGAGCAACACUUGACAAAAUUGUAACAAAAGAAGACUUGGAGAAGAACAUAGAGAUAAUACUGACAGAGACAGAAACACUGAGACUUUUUGAUCUGCCAACAGUCAUGGUCUCUGUAGAAUCUGAAGAAGCUGAGAAAGUAAACCAGAAAAAUCAGAAGUAUGAAACUCUUUGUAAAAAUAGAGUAGGCAAUGACUUAUAUGUUGAAAGGAUGAUGCAGACUAUUAAUGGAGCACCAAAAAUGAAAGAAGUUCAGUGUGACAAAAUCAUAAUGGAGGACAAAGGUGUAAUGUCCACCACUUGGGAUAUGUAUGAUUCCUAUGCUGCCAUGGAAUGUUCGUCUUUACCAGCAAAACAAUUUGAAAUUGACAUUAGUAAAACAAAUGUACCCUCAAAAGAAUGGGACCAAAGAAAGCCAGGAAGUACUACAGAAAAAAAUAGUGAAACAAGUUCUCUAAUGGAUAUUGAAAAUGUAAUUCUUGCUAAAAUCCAUGAAGAUGAAGAUGACCAAUCAGAUGCAGUAUUAAAAUCAGAAAAGUUUCAUCAAGACUUAUUUUUUAUGGAAAGGGUUUUAAUGGAAAAUAUAUUUCAGCCAAAACUUGCAGCUUACCGCCAACUUCCUAUUUUAAAAGAACUUGGACCUGAAGAAGAAGCUGAAGACUUUUUACAAGGUGAAAAACAUGUAGUUGCAGAGGAAGAAACUAAGAAGGAUGAAGAUGAAGAAAUUGAAAUAGAUGCACAACAAUCAAAAAUACCAGCCAAUUUGGAACGACUUUGGUCAUUUUCCUGUGACUUAACAAAAGGCCUAAAUGUCAGCAGCCUUGCCUGGAAUAAAGCAAAUCCAGAUAUUUUGGCUGUUGGCUAUGGGCACUUUGGAUUUAAAGAGCAAAAAAGAGGGCUGGCCUGCUGCUGGUCUCUAAAGAACCCCAUGUGGCCAGAACGUAUUUACCAGAGUUUACAUGGAGUUACUGCUGUGGAUUUUUCCAUUGGAUCACCUAACCUUUUAGCAGUUGGCUAUUACAGUGGCUCAAUUUCAAUUUAUAAUGUACAGAGCAACAGUACUCUUCCAGUUCUGGAUAGCAGUGAAUCUUUUCAUCAACAUUUGGGACCUAUCUGGCAACUGCAGUGGAUAGAACAAGAUCGAGGAACAACAGGUGAAGACAAAAGAGAAAUACUAGUUUCAAUAUCAGCAGAUGGAAGAAUCUCUAAAUGGGUUAUAAGAAAAGGACUGGAUUGUCACGAUCUGAUGCGGUUGAGGCGAACUACCACUAGCAUGAACAAAAGAAUAGGGGAAAAAGAAAAGAAAAGUGAAGCUUUGAUAUCUCGACAAGCUCCUGGAAUGUGUUUUGCUUUUCAUCCCAAGGACUCAAAUAUCUAUUUGGCUGGUACUGAAGAAGGCCAUAUUCACAAAUGUUCUUGUUCAUAUAAUGAACAAUAUCUGGACACCUAUAGAGGACAUAAGGGUCCUGUGUAUAAAAUAGCAUGGAAUCCCUUUUCUCAUGAUGUAUUCCUAAGCUGUUCUGCAGAUUGGGGUGUUAUUAUAUGGCAACAGGACAACAAUAAGCCAUUUUUGACCUUUUAUCCAACUACUUAUGUAGUUUAUGAUAUUGCUUGGUCUCCAAAAUCAUCCUAUGUAUUUGCAGCUGCCAAUGAGAGCAGAGUGGAGAUUUGGGACCUUCACAUCAGCACUUUGGAUCCUUUGAUUGUACAUGAUGCUAACCCUGGAAUCAAGUUUACGACUGUUCUCUUUGCCAAGCAAACAGAUUGCCUUCUGGUGGGAGACAGUGAUGGGCAGGUUGCUGUGUAUGAGCUAAAGAAUAUGCCCACUUCUUUGGAUUCUGGUCGGGAAGUAGCAUAUGAUCAAGAACCAGUUGGAACAAAGAAAGAAGUCAAAGACGCCCUGAAGGCAUCUUAA